ACGAACCGUAAGCGGGACUCAUCAGAGAUAACGGAUUAUUGGCCGUUGAUGAGGAGGCUGUGCGACCUCUGUCGCGGUGGCGGUGAACCGGAUGUAAACCGCGAGUCCGCAGAUUAACAUCCUGACCGAUUGUUUUCGAGACUUUCUGCCACAGUGACAGACACACCGCUGAACCUUGACCAGAACAACGGCUCCGAGCCCAGUUAAAUACGGUACUGUUGUCCGGCGGGACGGAGCAGACCAACAUGGCGGCGGUGAGAACUUUCUCCGGUCAGACGGAGCUGAUCAUGCAGGCGGCGGUGGAGGCUGUGACCUCAGUCGUCCAGCAGAGACUCGGACAGCGGGGGACCGAUGGCGAGGACGCCGGGAUUCAGCUGACCACCGUCCUUAACAUGAUGUCCAGAGAGGCUGUUCGUAAAAUCUGCAGAGUGUUCAGAGAGCUGUACGUGAGUCUAGAGAAGGAAACCAAAGCUCUGAAGGAUGAAGUGAAACGUCUGGAGUCUGAACUGACCAACCAGAAAACAUCUGCAGCCGAGAAAAAACAGACUCAGACACUGUAUAAGAUCAAACCAGCAGAUGGACCCUCUCUGUCACUGGACAUCAACCAACCAGCUGCUAACCCUGCAGCUCUCGCCAUGGCCAUCCUCAACUCCACCAAACCCACACACAGAGCUGGCAGCAGCCCCCAGGUCCCUCUGGUCAUCAUCAGCCAGCCGCUCCCCGGACCACUCGCAGCGCAACGCAGCGCCAGCCCCCAGGUGCUGCAGGAAAAACCAGGUCAGACCGCUGGUCUGGCUGACAUUGAGACUGAGGUGGUUUUAGAAUCCAUCCGGAUCUCCACAGACUCUGAUGGAUCACCAGAUUUGAUCCAGUCCUCCUCACACAUGACAUCACUUCCUGUGGUUAAUGAUCAGUCGACCAGUGAGCUCACAGGUGUGUCAGUGACAGUCGGUGAAGACCUGCCCUCGCGUGAAGAAGAACCAGCUGGGGAUGAAUCAGAGGUGAAGAUGGAAACUGUUGAAGAAAAACCUGAAGAUCAGACAUUAACUGAGAUUCAACCAAGCGAGACAGGUCUGAGUGAGGAGGAGCAGAAGGAGGUGGAGAGGAGGAGGAGGAGGGAGCUGUACAAAGAAAAGAGGUUUUUCUGUGAGCUCUGUAACAAAGGUUUCCAUCAGAAACAUCAGCUGAGGAAACAUGUGUCGUGUCACCUCAAACCUUUCCCCUGCAACUCCUGUGAUAAAGGUUUCUACAAGGCAAAGACUCUGCAGAAACACCAGCUGAGCCACCAGCUGAGGGAGGCUCAGGAGAAUGACCCUGACAAGCUUCUGCGCUGCGACCAAUGCGACAGGAAGUUCAGACUGCUGCGGCAGCUCCGAGUCCACCAGGCGUCUCACCGGCUCGAAAAGACGCCGCUGAAGUGCCAUGCCUGCGACCGCACCUUCACCUCUUCCAGCGCGCUCCGCUAUCAUGAGGUGUCGCAUGCCAAAGUCAAGCCCUUCAUGUGCGAUGUCUGCGGGAAGAGUUUCACCAGGAAGAAGAGCCUCCGAGAGCACCAGACAGUCCACACCGGCGCCCGGCCGUACCCCUGCCACACCUGUGGGAAGAGCUUCUCUACCGCCAGCAACCUGCGUGUCCACAAGAGGUCGCAUUCAGAGGAGCGGCCGUUCAAAUGCAGCGAGUGCAACAAGGCCUUCAAGUGUAGGAUGGGUCUGCUGCAGCACAGAGUGGUUCACUCCGGAGAAAAACCCUUCAUGUGUCAGACCUGUGGACUGAGCUUUGGACUCAAGUACAACUUCCAGAGACACCUGCGCCUCCACAACGGAGAGAAACCCUUCAGGUGUGAUAAGUGCGGGGAGGGGUUCACAGGGACCUGGGCUCUGAAGACCCACAUGCUGGUGCAUGGUGUGGAAAAGCCGUUCAUGUGUGAUCUGUGUGGGAAGACGUUUUUCUACAACUGUCAGCUGCAAAAACACCAGCAGCUGGUUCACGACAGUAAAGAUGGAGGGAAGGAUGCAGGGCAAGGGAGACAGAGGCCGACCGGGGUCAAACCUUUCAGCUGUAAAAUCUGUAUGAAGAGCUUUAGCAGCAGCACCACGCUGAGGACACACGAGAAGAGCCACGCCGAGAACAAAGAGUUCACCUGUGACACCUGCGGGAAGGCUUUCCACCUGCGACACCUGUACCUGUACCACAUGAGGCAGCACAGCGGCGACCGGCCGUACGUCUGCAGCGUCUGCCAGAAAGGUUUUCUGCUCUCAUCGCAGCUGAAGCAGCAUCAGCUGCUGCACACCGGAGUCAAACCUCACAGGUGUGAACAGUGCGGGAAAGAGUUCAGGACGCCGCAGAACUACCACCGCCACCUGCUGGUCCACACCGGAGAGAAACCCUACCAGUGUGUGGUGUGCAGCAGGAAGUUCAGGCAGUCCAACCAGCUCAAGUCUCACAUGCAGAUCCACACCGGCGUGAAGCUGUACUCCUGUGACCGCUGCAGGCAGGGCUUCUCUGACUCUCGCCAGCUCAAAAAACACCGCUGUGGAGACGACGGUCCGAGCACACUCGAGUCCUGCGGCAAACACAGGAAACACAGGGACGAGUUCCCCUGGACACAGGACUUCCCAAACCAGUGACAUCUCAGAUCUUGAUCGGGGAUCAAUAAAUAUUAUUAAAGAUCAAUAAGGAUCCAUAAGAAUCAGUAGGGAUCAGUAAUGAUCAAUAAAGUUCUGCUUCUCUUCUCUUUGUUUCUGAGGGAGACGUUGGGGUUGAUGUCAGUCUCAUGUCUGUGUUCAGUACAGAGUCAGUGGUUAGCUUAGCUUAGCAUGAAGACUGGAAACCUCCACUGAUUCCCAUGGUAGAUCCGAUUAAAUCUGAAAUGAACUGAAACACAGUUUGUGGUUUGAGGGAGACGUGCUGCUGGAACUACUUCUCGGUCAACAACAUUGUAUCCAUCCGCCCAGUGUUUAACAUAAAGACGUGAGACUCAGUCAGGUCUCUGGUUUCACCCCUUUCAUUUGAAGCUGAUCCACUGUAAAUGUUGCUGAACACUCACAUCGCAGCUGAUUACAUCACUGUAAAGUUUACAGAAAUGUUGCUGCGUUUUGCUGAAAAUCUAAGAACUGAAAAGAAAUUAACAGUAAAUUAACACUUACCCCCCCAUAUUUUAUUCGUGCAGCAAUAAACUGAGAUUUUUUGAAUGGAGUUUGGUUCAGAGACAUCCUACUCGGGUCUAAGAAGAGAAUAGCAGACUGGAAUAAUACAGUUUCUCUCAGUCCUGGAUGAUUUUCAGAGACCAUCAGAGUCCAGACACACCAACACUUAGUUUGUAUGUAUAUGUUUUGAAAGCUGAAAGUGAACGUGAACCUGGAGUAAAAGACAAACUGAUGCAUUUUCUCUGGAAAAAACACAUGAACACUGACGAUCAGGCUGUUUAAUAAAGUGACUGUUCAUAGAUUCUGUUACUGCAGAAAUAUUUUUUCAUGUCAUGUUUCCAUGUGUUUGUUUUGUCUUUGAGCUCAGCUGAAUUUAAACACUUGCUGCUGUCUCUUUUUUUUCAUCACCAUAAAGGUACAGUCUUGCACUACACCUGUGCACAUGUUGUAUUGACUGAUCGCAUUCCUCAUUUUCUACAGUAUAUUUUUCACAUUAUUCACUGUUACUCUUAUGUUUAUUUCGUCCACAAAAUGUAAAUGAUGUAAAAUAAACAAAACACGUUUG
Molecule: messenger RNA, 3711 nt
Organism: Xiphias gladius (swordfish)
Lineage: Eukaryota; Metazoa; Chordata; Actinopteri; Istiophoriformes; Xiphiidae
Product: zinc finger protein 708-like
Exons: 6
Coding region: 246-2627 (793 amino acids)
Biological process (GO): regulation of transcription by RNA polymerase II
Cellular component (GO): nucleus
Molecular function (GO): DNA-binding transcription activator activity, RNA polymerase II-specific; RNA polymerase II cis-regulatory region sequence-specific DNA binding
Source: RefSeq, a predicted model, not a curated record